CCACAACGACCACGACCACACACGAUGGCAGACAAGCAGCAGCAGGGCGGCGAAGGCCAGCAGCAGCAGGAAGGAAUCGACAUCAUGCGUGUCCCCAUGCAGCAGCUGGAGUCUGUUCGCCAGUCGCUCUCCCAGGAGGUGCAAACGCUGACGACGGCAAUCAAGUCGCUGAAGCACGCGCAGACCAAGUUUUCCAACAGCCUGGAGUCCAUCAAGCAAGUGACCCCGGAGAGCGCAGGCAAGAAGUCUCUCGUGCCGCUGACAGAGUCGCUCUACGUCUAUGCUGAGCUCACCGAUCCAUCCAAGAUUCUCGUUGACAUCGGCACAGGCUACUACGUUGAGAAGAGCAAAGAGGACGCCGAGGCAUACUUCCAGCGCAAGGUGAAGUUCCUGACAGAACAGCUGCAAGGUGUUCAGGUUGUCGCCAGCGAGAAGCAGAGGGAGCAAGCAGCUGUUGCUGAGGCGUACCGCAUUCGUAUGGCCCAGCAGCAGCAGCAGCAGCAGUCUGGUGCUGACUCUGCUUCGUCCUCGUAAGCCACGCAGCACCCAACGCCCCACACCAAGGGGCAACAUCAGCAACAGCUUAGUGUGUGUGUGUGUACGUGAGGUGUGCAUGUGUUGUUCGUGUGAAUGGUGGUGUCUGCGAUAUGUGUGUUUUCGUAUGUAUGUGAACGUGUUGUGUGUGCUUGUGGCUCCUUGUUGCGUGUUUUUCCGUGAAAGCAAGCGUGUGUGCCUGUGUGGCCGUCAGUGCUAGCGACGAUCCUGCCUUUGUCGUGUGUGUGUGUGUGUCAUAGGCGGUUCAUACAACAAGCGUGUCGCCGUGCGCGGGUGUAUUUGGGGAGCACAGUACACAGGAGCGAAAGAAAGCGUUGGC
Molecule: messenger RNA, 874 nt
Organism: Salpingoeca rosetta
Lineage: Eukaryota; Choanoflagellata; Craspedida; Salpingoecidae
Exons: 5
Coding region: 25-534 (169 amino acids)
Biological process (GO): protein folding; regulation of DNA-templated transcription
Cellular component (GO): cytoplasm; prefoldin complex
Source: RefSeq, a predicted model, not a curated record